Messenger RNA from Ostreobium quekettii, 981 nucleotides. The record is from the annotation of a GenBank genome assembly. Lineage: Eukaryota; Viridiplantae; Chlorophyta; Ulvophyceae; Bryopsidales; Ostreobiaceae.
AUGGGGCGACCUGCGCCAUGGGUGGCGUCAAAGUUGGGCUAUCGGCAGGGGCCUGGCUACAGGCAGCCUGGGCCGCCCGCGCCGCAGGCGUCGCAGCUGCAACAGACCAAGACCAUCCGCAACCAGGUGAACCUGAAGAAGCCCACGCUGCGGGUGGUGCCGAGGGCGGGCGAGGGGAGCCUGAUCACGCCCACCUUCAAGUUUGACGCUUCGGCGCCCUGCAGUGUUACUGUCUUCUUCAUGGCCAAAGAGGAGUCAGACAAGGCUUGCAGGCUGACCACACAAAAGCAAGAAGCUGGAUCACGAGUUUUGUACGAGAAAGGGUUGGGGCACAUGUUCCCACCACCAGGAGAUGAAGAGUGUGCCAAAGCCCAUUCCCUGGACGUGGACCUGUACACCACAGCUGAACUCACAAACCUGUCACUCAGCAAGACGGAUGCUGUCCCCAUCGUUAUCCGUUUGGAGACUGUUACGGACAAGGGUGUACAGGAAGGUCACAAGCUUGGAGAACUGGAGCCUGGCUGCGCGACUCCCACAUGGGUCCAGUCGCAGACAACAUAUGCCUGCCUUGUGAAGGAUGAAGAUGGCACCUGGGAGGCCCGACCCAUACGGCAGAAGAUAUGGGUCGAGAACGUCUCUUAUGAGCUGCAGGAAAUAUACGGAAUUCAGGACAUCUAUGGGGGUGACAAGAAGGAGAAGGGUGCCAUGCCAAACCCUGCAGGCUACAGUGAGGACCUGGAGGGGAGGGAGUGUGUCAUUUGCCUUGCAGCCGUUCGCGACACGACUGUGCUGCCGUGCCGGCACAUGUGCAUGUGUGAGCAAUGUGCCAGGGAGUUGCAGCGGCAGCAAGUAUCACGGUGCCCAAUCUGCAGAGAUGUCAUCGAGUCCCUCCUGCAUAUCAAGCGCCCAGAGAAGAAGGCUGGUGAAAAGAAGGAGGAAACCCUGGCAGAAAAGACAGGUACAGCCAUCAGUGCAAAGUAA